AUGGGGACCCUGGACAUUAGGUGGCCAGAGGUGUGGCGCCUGGUCCAGCGAUUACCGGCUCAUCAGCGAAGCGAACUUCUUGCUCAAGUCGAGGCUGCCGCAUUGCUACUGCUGCACUUGCGGGACGAUGCACUGAAGAGGCAAUUGGAAGAUGACAACAAGUUGCAAAAGUGGCUGAGAGAGCUGUUGUUGCAACUGCCAACAGCAUAUGAAUGCCACUCCACCGAUGUAACCCCUCUCCCUGAGACUCUGCAAAAGCUGCUACUGAGGGUCUUUUUGCGGCUGUCGAGGCUGCAGCUGGUCGAUCAUGAGCUGCAGCAACUGAUCGCCUUGCCGUGUUCGGCCUGCCUGGAUGUGUGUCUAUGCUGGGAAGCAGCAGAUCCGGCGUUGUGUUGUGAAGUCGCUGCUACUCUGCUGGCCUCGCUGAAGCCCACAAAGCGACAACGGCUUGCGACAGAAGUGCGAGAGUCUGUUCUCUGUACAAUUGAGGCUUCCGUGAGAGCCUUACAUGCUUUAAGCCGACGACCAGAUUCACCUUUGGUGUAUUCGCCACUGACGACGAUAGGGGGAGACGGGGCUUCGUCACCUUGGCAGGAGGCUGCUGCUUCGACUUUGCAACCUUUGAUAGAGGCCCUCGCAGUUUUACGUGUAGCCACAUGCUGUCUGCCGGUAUCAUUUGCACUGGAGUUGUGGGAUGGGCUACAAAAUCGGGAUAGAUCGGUGCCCACCGUGGAAGCAAUGCUGAACUCAAUCAAAGAACCGGAUGUCUCUACCCAGCCGCCUUUCUCGGCUCCGCUUAGAACCAUCUGCGCAGCACUCGGUUGUUCGACGGACGGCGGCACCACAGAGUGUAUCGUCAGCGACUUGGAGGUUAGCGGGAUUCGCUGCUUAUUGCAGCAGUGGCGCUUGGCCGAUGUAAACGAGGAUCAGGUAGAUUACAUCGACUCAAUUUUGUCCACUUCCAAGACCGGUGAAGGUGAAAGCACGCAACAGCCGGCUGCUCCCCUUGAAGAUAAGACUUCGCUGGUUCUGACUCCAGAAGAUACGAGAACUGUACGGGAAGACUUGGCGUUCAGGCAACUGCAAGAGAUGCUCCCCACUUAUGGGCCAGGAUUCUUGUAUUUGGCGCUCCGUGAGUUGCGAGGAAAUGCAGACGAGGUAGUAUCUCUUUUGAUGGAAAACAUGGAGCCUGCCAACCUGCGAUCCGUCCCAAUUCAGGCGACUCUUCAAGAUGCGUCGGACUUUAUAGAGCAAGAGAAGCACGGCGAAGUUCCGCUUGUGAGCAGAAUACCGGAGAGCGCCGACAUAAAGCGCCAGGUCCUUGCUCUUGCGAGAUGGGACGCAAACCCUUGUGUACGCAGCGAGCUGGCCGCUUCUGAGGCUUUGGAGGGCAACGAAGACACAAACAGUUCGCUCUACGAUGAUGAUGCAGACGAAGAGCUUCUAGCCGAGGCUGCGGCCAGCCGGUGGAACCCUGCAGAAUGUUAG
This is a messenger RNA of Eimeria acervulina, 1488 nucleotides long. RefSeq lists its product as hypothetical. The record is from RefSeq and is a predicted model, not a curated record. Bases 1 to 1488 code for a protein of 495 amino acids. NCBI's taxonomy places the organism in Eukaryota, Apicomplexa, Conoidasida, Eucoccidiorida, Eimeriidae. The transcript has 9 exons. Gene Ontology annotation, molecular function: protein binding.